GCCUGUCGUUAUUUCUUCUUCAUCCAGAGAACGAGCAUCCUUGAUUCCCUCUUCUCCUCUGCGUUUUGCGUUACAAAUUUGUCAAGAUGAGUUGCUGUGGCGGUACGGUCGCUGAGCACGAGGUAGUGCUCGACAAUACCGGCGACAUGGACGAGAUGCUUCCAGAUCAGCUCAUUCCAUCCGUUCCGCGAUCCGGCAACCUGCUGCUGGCUGCCAACAAAAUCGCCGAGAUUCAAGCACCGGCGGAAAUCCGAAGUAAGAUCACCUGGAGGCCAGGAGUUGACAUUUUCUUCGAUAAGAAGGAGAGCAGCAUCGAUUUGGUAAUGGAUUUACCCGGGUUCACCAAGGACGACGUGAGUGUCGAGGUCGGCGAAGGCCAACUGUUCAUCUCUGGGCCUCGCUCGAAGAAUGAGCUGAGAGAGAAAUACGGGGCAAAUUUGGUGCUGUCCAUCCAUGAGCGCCCCACUGGAUUCUUCUUCCGCUCCUUCCAGUUGCCACCGAACGCCGUCGAAGAUUCCGUCCGCGCAGUUAUGACAAAUGGAUUGUUGGAGGUUAAAAUCUCCUGCAUUCAAACCCACGAAAAGAAGAAGGUGGAGGUUUUGCUGCCGGGGGCAGCCCAGGGCGAGAAGGCCUCAAAAAAGUAAAACGACAUCAUGACGACGCAGAGGAAUGAGAAUCAUGGCCUUUGCAUACGAAGCUGAAUUUCGGCCGGAGCCGAUGGGUUCCCGCUCCUUGUGGUAUCUCGGGGAACUGCGUUUUUGACGAUGUACCGUAAAGGCGCCAGCGGUUGAGAUAAGAUGCUUCCGUAUCCGCAGGCAGCGCAUGUUACCCUGUUUGCUACGAUGCAGUUUCAGGGAUUGUCACAGCGUCAUCGUUGCAGGUACGUUCUUCUAUGAAGCUUUGAUUCCGUCUUAACUCACCUGACGAGUUUCUACUUUAAAUGGCCGUUGAGUAAAACUCGUCGGCGGUGAUAAGCCAGCAGACACACAGCUUGUUGUCUCCGGCAGUGCAUCAUUUGAAUCUUAGUUUAUGUCUGUACCCUCGCGAUGCCAACCCCGACUGAACUGGAAAGCACCUUUCGGAUGCUUAUGAAGAAAGUCAACAUCUGUUGAGUUACCCUAAAUUUGUGAACGCAAAACGGGGUAUGGGUGACAGUGAGCUUGAAUCCCGCCGUCGCGUAUUCACCCAGAUGUUUGUAGAUCAUCUGACUUGGGUCGAUGAGCGUUUGAUUUCUCGCACGUUUGCAGUUCGUAGAAAAAUAUAAUACCCUAUUAGUGAAUCAUGUAGGGAAUUAACAUCCGUGGUGGAGAUAAGGAUAGCAGUGAGGGUAGGCAGUUGAGGUCUACACGAAGGAGCUUGUCGCAUGAACGGAAAUCGAACAGAGUUUUUCUGAAUCAUGAUGGUAGUUUAGCCAACAGAACGACGCACACUAGGUAGUACAGGUAGGCACAAGGUGUGAGAAAACCAGAGGCAGCGUAGUCUAGAGGCAUAACAAUAUGUAUCAAAUGUCUGUAUCCGCGUGGCGUACACGUGGCGAUAUUUCCUCCUUGCUACAGCAUCUGGCAUCAGAACAAAGAAACUGCGUCUUAGUCACUUGCAGGCUAACGCCCGCGUCAAAGCGAAAUUUUU
This is a messenger RNA of Toxoplasma gondii ME49, 1629 nucleotides long. It is a transcript of the gene HSP20, whose product is annotated as heat shock protein HSP20. Gene Ontology annotation, biological process: response to heat; protein complex oligomerization; response to salt stress. The record is from RefSeq and is a predicted model, not a curated record. The transcript is spliced from 4 exons. Bases 87 to 644 code for a protein of 185 amino acids. Lineage: Eukaryota; Apicomplexa; Conoidasida; Eucoccidiorida; Sarcocystidae.